CUCAGCUCGCGCGACGGUGACGUCAUGGUCAUCGCCGAGGACGGCCGAGGGUUCGUCCAGCGCGUCGACCGCUACCCCCAGAUGGCGGUUCCGUGCGACGACGUCAACCCCGAUACCGAUUGCGAACCCAUCGGCAUCUACAGCGCCCCGCGGUUCGAACGUGGCGCGGAGGACACCGUGACGUUCGACGCGCCCGACCUCGGCCUCCCCGCCGCGAUGUGGAUCUCCCCCGAGGACGGGGGGAUGUGGUACGUGGACGAGGUGGAGCUCCGAUGCAGCGACGGCAGCGAGAUGGCAAUCGCUGCGGAGGAACGACGGAGGGGCGCCAUCGUCUCCUACCCGUGCGACGACUGGGUCGGGGGAACCAACCCCGACGACGCCGCCCUGGAGCUCCGCCCCAACGGCUUCUUCAAGAUGACCCCGGAGCAGCGAACGAAGAUGCGCGAGGACGGUUUGCGGGAGUACGGCGAGCUCAAGUUUAAGAUGUUGACGGCUACUGGCGUCGCCGUGGCGCUCGGCUGCCUCGCGACGGCUUCUCUGUCCGGCGACGGCGCCGAGCACGGCGCGGAUCACCUCGAGCUCAUGCGAUCCUUCGCGUCCGGCGGCGGCGUCGGGCUGGUCUACCUCUACAUGCUCACCAGGUCGGUCGACACCAUCGGCCCGGGAGAUUCCGCGAAGCCCUUCGGCCUCAUGCUCCUGGACGCGAUGACGGGCAUCGCGUCGUCGGGUCCCGUUCGGUUGCUGUUGCUCGCGCUGAUGGGGACGUGGGGCGCGAGGUACGUGGAGGCCUCGACUGGCGUGGGAGGACACCCCCACUACGGCGAUUUCUUCGCCGCCGUCAUCGGGUUCUUUUCGUACAAAGCCGGGGUUCUCGUCGCGGGAUUUUCCGGCGUGGAUUUUACCGCCAUCGACGCCGACGUCGUAGUCGAGCCUGUGCCGGUUCGCAUUGUGGAGCAGCCCAGGCGCGUGCCGGGGACCGCGGUGGACAGGCAGUUCAAGGGACGCCCGGGCGCGAGGUGAGCGUUCGUCGAGGUGGCGGACGAUCCCCGUAACGGUCGCCGAAACGGUCGGUCGGGGGGCUUCGCCGUCUGCGACGACGGGCGGGCUCUCUCGGCGACGAGCCGAGCUGUAUUCUUUCGCAUCGCAAAAAGCUGUUCUUUGUAUUUUCCCCGUGGAGCGCGGGCGCCGUCCCGGUUGUACCCUGAGUGAUGACAUGCCGUUUUGAAGCAAAAGAAGUUGUAUUUCGCGCUUGUAUUGUGCACGUAUAUUGAUAGG
This is a messenger RNA of Micromonas commoda, 1275 nucleotides long. RefSeq lists its product with no specific name. The transcript has a single exon. The record is from RefSeq and is a predicted model, not a curated record. The coding region runs from base 25 to 1020 and encodes 331 amino acids. Lineage: Eukaryota; Viridiplantae; Chlorophyta; Mamiellophyceae; Mamiellales; Mamiellaceae. Gene Ontology annotation, molecular function: protein binding.